AUGACUGUAACCAUAUCCCCCUCUAUCCUCAGUGAUGGACAGCGAGGGAACUGUGGCUGUGUUACUCAUCCAAUAUCGGACCCAAGACCUCAUGAGUGUCACACAAUGGCGUCACAGUGCGCGAGCUACGUGGCGCAACGGGAGAGCGGCGUGCAGGCUACUGAUGGAAGAUACGCAAGCACUUACAAGAUGAUGCACUGUCACAUGACACCAACCUCACCACCGGAACAAGUUACAGAGUUCCCGCCACAAAGAGCUGAGGUCUACCCAGGUUCAGUCUUUAGUCCUAGACCCUCGCUGCAACAAGACUCAUUUGCGACCUCCCUCCGCAAGUACCCAAGCUUGGCUCCAGAUAGGUCUUCGGAGAUUGUAGAGCAACUUAUAAACUUUACUCAAGCUAAAAACACGUCCAAAAUUAGCAAGAAUCAUUUAUCUCCAACUCGCCACAUCGACUCAGAUCAGUCCAACCAAACAUUUUGUUUGGUAGAGAGUUCGUCCCGCAAUACGGCGGUGAAGUCUGUGAGAGGUUACGAGCCUGAAGUACAUAUCAGGCCUAAAAGACUCGAAGAGUCUCCUACACGUGAAAGACCCAAGAACACGCGAUCACACGAUUCAGAUGCGAUCGAGUCUUGGAAAAGGUCGACGUUUUGUAGAACAAAUGAUGUCAGGUACCUGAGAAACGUGUCAAGAAAAUUCAGGGAAGGUAUUCGUAGUCUCUCAGCACAAGCUAAUAGUGAACCAGAACGACUUAAUCCAAAAGAAAAAUGUGAUUCGGCUAAUCUUAACCAAAGAAAACCUGCUGUUCAAUGGAUAGCUAUACCUCUAACGCCAACGCCAUCUAAAAUUAAAGACCCAGUAGACAGUGAAUACCAUCAAUUUGAACAAAACAACAUAGAUUUAACAUCGAUUGUUCAAACAAAACUAACUCUAACUGAUAUGACAGUACAAACAGUCAUAAGUAACACAGCUAUAAAUAAUGAACGAAAAAAUAAAUUUUCAUGUAAGAGACGUAGUAAAUCUGAAGAAGAAGUAAAGAAUUUAACAAACUGUAAAUCUAUACAAGGCUUCCAUAAUACAAGCUGUUCUAAAGCUAGAUGUAGCCAUAAGACUCAUAGAUAUAAUAGAUCCUUUAGGGCUUUGUUAAAGUUGGCAAAGAAUGUUGAAAAAUAUUCAAAAUACGAUGAAGCGAAAAGUUUAGCUGAAACUAACAAAACUUUUAAAUGUUUAUCAGUUUCUAAAAUAUGUUAUGCCAAAAUUGCUCGUAAUAGAAUUGUAGAUGAAGAUGUUAUAGUUGAAGUGCUAGAGGAUUGGGUAAAUUUGAUUCCGCUGAAAAUUAAUAAUCCUUAUGAAAGGCAAAUUGUGAAGGAGUAUGUACGGUAUAAUUUAUUUGAUUUAAUCAAAAAAUCCUUUUGGUACGUACAGCUAGAAGGCAGAUAUAAUUUAGAUAAAUUAAAAUGUGAUAUUAUAGACAGAUUAGAGUUUAUUCCGUUAGAGAUAAAAGGCAAUAAGAAAUUGAUUUUACAAAAAUUGGCUCAUAAUUUACUUACUAAAAUAAAAUAUAGUGGAUAUAGAAAAUUGAAUUAUUAUAAAAUUCAAAGCGAUGAUAUACAUACGAAAUAUAAUUGUGUAUUUCAAAGAUAUAUCGCACCAACAGAAAAUGAAAUAAGGAAAUUUAUAUCUCACGAACUUGAACUGAUUGAACAAAAUUCUGAUCUUAAUUUAAAUGAACAAAAGUAUAAAGAUAUGGAAGAAGAUUUAGUUGAUGUUGCCAUGAUUGCAGUGGAAGUGUUACGUUGUGGUAGCGAAAAUCACAUUAAAAAAGACAUAGCGGAAUUAUUGUCUGAUUAUGGCAUAUCCGAAAAGCGUGCGUUUUAUUGCACUAAUAUUUUGGUAAAACAUUUAAAAGAUACAUUUAUUUACAAUAUAUAUACGGAUAAAGUUAAAACGGACACAAUCAUCGUAUUACCUAAUUAUCAAAAUGUGUAUCACAAACCAAAUCUUAAUGGAUCUGAUUUGACAGUAAAAAGUAUAACUGAUGAUGAAAUAACAGCAAACCUUGAACAUUACAUGAACGAAUUGUGUAAGCUAAUAGAUGAAUGGCUUUCGUCUUUACAUUUACCCCAAACGCAAGAUUCGGAACUUCGGAGAAUAGUAGUUAAUGAUUUAGCUAGUGAUAUAGUUGACAGGUACAAGUAUUUACAUCUAAAUACAGAACAGAAAAUUUCUAAUGAAACUGAACUUGAACAUCUCAAAUAUCAGAUAUUCAAGUGGAUAAAAAAACUUGUUGGGGAAGAUAAUUUAGAACCAUUAAAACAUGCUAUGGAAUUAAUGAGUCGAAUCAGGCAAAUACAUGUCCCUAUACUUUCAAAAACUGCAAAUAAAUCUUUAAAAUAUGAUACGACAUAUGAUGACAUAAGCAAACAUCAUGUCCCUUGCCAAAAUAUAAUAUGCAAUACUAAUAUGGUACAAACGAAUGCCACACAAAGUAGUGAUAAAAAUUCUAUGAAUGCAACACAAACGCCUAAUUUGUCUAUACCAGAGUAUAAAAGUAACAAUGCACCUGUAUCACGUACAAUUCCGUGUGGUCCUAAUAUUACAGUUAAUAAUUCAAAGUCCACAGAACAACUCGAAGCCGAAUAUGAACGAUUUGUAGAAGAUUGGGUGCGAAGAAUACCUAUUGAAAUCUCAAGCGAGGGAGAAAUAGACAUUACCGAAAAAGCGAGAGUAGGAAUCUAUAAUGGUCUAUGGAAAAUUGUUUCAAAAUUAAACUGCGACCCUGCAACUUAUUAUAACAGAUUUUUAUACGAAGAUUUGUUAGAUGAUGCAAUUGACGAUCUCUUAGAUUGUUUACCCCAAACAACAGUGUUGCAAUCAAGAAGGCAUAUACUAAAAGUUGAAUUUAUCGAAAAAACUGUUGAUAUCAACGAUAAAAUAAAAGAAAUUGAAGAAUCAUCUUUCAGAAAUAAGGUAAUGAGAAAUCUUGUUACAAAUCUGCGCAAACAAGGAAUUACGGAAAAUCGAGGGGAUGAUCCUAUAAAGUUGCACGAAGAUCUACAAUUAAUAAAGAUAGUAGAAGACUAUCUUUUAUCUGUAAGAUUCAGAGAUGAAGAUAAAAUAAAAUCUGAAGUGUAUAAAAAGAAAUUAAUGAAAGAAGUAGAAAAUUUCGUAAGAGAUUUAAAGAAAAACCAUUCCAAAGAGCUAAAGGACAUUGACGUUUCCUCGUAUAAAGCAGAUAUUGUUAAUAUUUUACAAAAAAUACCAAUACCCAGCGAAAAUACUAUGAAACAAGAAGCUGAUGAUGUACUUUUAGGAAUUGAAAUAGAACAGUGGUACAGAGAUUUACCGAUUGUUCCAAACGAUGACUACACUGAGCAAUAUCGAAGACGAAGGCAGAGAGAUAUUUUAACAAAGAAAAUAAAAGAAUUGGAAGCCAAUGACGAAUCUUCAGAAAAUGCACUUAAGAAUGAGGUUUCUAGAUUUUUAGAAAAAGCACCUUUAAAAGAAGGGGAGAGCUUAAAUAUUAACUUUAUGGUAGAUGAGCUAGUUAAUAGGAUAAAAAAUAAAUAUGAAACCGAUCUGAGCAAUAAAAAACCAAUAUUGCAGGCCGCUGAAAAUUAUGAUGACUUUAGCAAAAAUGUACCACUUUGUUCCAGUUUAAUCGCAACACCAACUCGAAAAAAUACAUUAUCUUUGCCUGAUGAUAACACUAUGAGAUAUCUUGCUCAAAAGUCUCAGUGUGAAAAAACUUGUGUGGGUCAGCAAGCUAAAAAUAUGGUUGGAACACAUCAAGGUAGUAAUACUAUAAAUUCAAUUAAUAAUCGGAAUCGCGUUGUUAUUAGAGAACCACCAAGCUAUAGAGUAUUUGAUGAAGAAAGACCAAUCAGUUCAUCAUUUAAAGAACAAUCCAAUCAGCAAUGGCACACUAUUGAAGAGAGCCAAUUAGCAACCACUUGUAAAGAACAUAUAAGUAUGUGUAGUUUACCACAAUAUGUUAGUUCCAUACCAGGUGAUGAAUUAAAUACACAAAGAAGGGGUCAAGACUGUUGUCAAAAAGCUCUCGCUCAGCUUGCAUUAGAAAAUAAUGCGGAACCAUCAUAUUACCCAAGUGCUGGCACAUCAAGAGGAAUAAAGACUGAUAAGGGAAUUUUAGGAAUAAGUCAAGUUGCAGGACCGAGUGGUUAUAAACCAAGUUAUUCCGAAUAUGCUUUAAAUGAUUCAAAUCAAGACCAACGACCAAGUCCUAUUCAGUUUCGACGUCCAAGCAACGUUUCUUUUCAAGAUAAAUAUUUUGAGCGUAAAGAACCAAGUCCAGAAUCCUUUUCAACUAAAUGCUCAAUAGAAUGUCAAACGGAAAAAACACUUUUUCGGAACCAACCUCCAGAUGAAAUAGAUUAUUCUAUGCAAGGUAAAGUAUGCAGAGCCAUUGACACACCAGAUUUUCAAGAAAAUGAACUAAUAUUUGCAUCUACUCCUCAACAAACCAAAUGUCCUUCCAUACCAUCAGUUCCAAGUAAAAAAAGAGCUAACUUAGCCAUCACUGAAAAUGAUAAUGUCAGAAAACGUCUUGAUUUAGAUAAUACUGAUGACGAUGACGUUCCAUGUCGGUGUAUAGAAAAUUUUUGGAAAAAACGACAAAAUUCAAAACAUUACCCAUGCGAGAACUCCGAUCGGUAUCCUCUUUAUCUACCUUUAUUCUUUCCUUAUCCCUAUCCAACUUAUCAU
Molecule: messenger RNA, 4722 nt
Organism: Brenthis ino (lesser marbled fritillary)
Lineage: Eukaryota; Metazoa; Arthropoda; Insecta; Lepidoptera; Nymphalidae
Source: the annotation of a GenBank genome assembly